UAAUAAGUCUCAAAAUUUUGAUUUUAUUUUAUUUAACAUGAAUUAAUAUAGCGUAACACAUAAAAUAAUAGAAAAUGUUGGAUAAAAAAAUUAUAAAAUCAUAUAUUAUGAAACAAUAAAACAUUAGAGAGCUUACCAAAUACAUACCCGCCAGUAAAUCAUAGUCUAAAGAUGUAGCCGCGUGUAAGAAACCCGGGGCGGCUACAUACAGCGGCUACGUUUUACUGGCGAGUUUUUAUACCAUUGCAUUCAUAAUUGGUUUUUAUAUCACAAUAUACAUAAAUUGUAUUUAUUAGACUUCAUAUUAAUGGUUGUUGUAUUUUUUUCAAAUUUGAAGACCUAAGUCUAAUUCAAUUAUGAUUGGACAAUUCAACCGGCUUUAUAGGGUGUGAAUCUAUAGGCUUUGCAGCAAAUUCACUCACGGGUAUUGGAAUAGAGCGGGCACGGCUUUUGUGGGAUUUCUUUGACCACAUUGAAGAUUUGAUAAGAGAGGGUAGGGCCCAUUAACACCAUAUUUUAUGUUAAAUUAGGGUGUUGGGGUAGAGAAGCAGCCGCACUAUCAUCAAAGGAAACGGCUACUUCUUUUUUCGUGUGAGAGUGGAAGGAAAAGACGGCAAUUGAGAGAGGAAGGCAUAUACUUCAUUCGGUCUUCUUCAAAUCCAUUCACGCCAUGGCUUCUUCUUCAAACCAAGUCCCUUAUUCGAGGCCCGAGACGAUCAAUCGUUCAACAGUUGAGAUCAGUACGUACUACAAUAUUAAGUACCUGUCGACAGUAGCGGGGAGACUAAAAGACAUUGGCGGUUUUGCACUGGAGAAUACAUUCAGGCAGGGGUGCUUUGGUAUGUUGUUGGAUUGGGCGCCGGGCCACAAGUGCAACGCUGCAUUGCACCAUAUUGUCUCUCGUCAUCUUAAGAUAACGAGAGACGACACGGAUGAGGACAUCUGCUUCUACAUCAACGGGAGGAGGGUUUACUUUACUCCGAGAGAUUUCGCUCUCGUGACAGGAUUGCCCUUUGGGGAUGAUCCUUUUGAUACGUUGGUUGAGCCCGAUCUGAGCCAGGCUGUAGCGUAUGCACGAUUUUGCCACAAGCCGAAUAUGACAGUGCAGGAUUUGAGCGACAAAUACUUCAGCACGGCCCAGGGAGUGGUGGACCCCGACGGCGGGUUAUACCUCUGUGUGGCCCACUUGUUGGUGCUAUACGCAUUUGUAUUAGGAGUGGACUUGCGACGACCCGUGCAGUCCUGGACUUGGGCUUUGGUGGAGGAUUUGACGGCUUUUUCCAGAUUUCCUUGGGGAUCGUGCGCGUAUAGGUGCUUGAACUACAGGUUGAAGAGUACCACAAUUAAUAUUAAAAAAAUCAAGUACCACUUCUAUGGUCCUUCUUGGGCCCUAUUCGUUUGGGGUCUUGAGGUUAUUCCCGGCUUGGCCAAAGCCAUAGCCAUAUGUAAUGCGGGGAUAUACCCUAGAUUCAAGAGGUGGACGUUCGUGAAAAGCAAGGCUGAUGGGUUACAAGCUUUAUUUGAGACAGAGGAGAGCGGGAUUUGGGAGAUGAGUCCCGAUGAGUACGAGGCCACGACGCAUUACUGGCUAUCGGUGGUAGGCCUCAAUGCUGAUAUAGGGGUUCAGUGGCCAGAGCCGGGAGUCUUCGGUCAUAGACAGGUUCGGGCGCGCUACAGUGGUGGGGACCGCAACAAGCCUACUGUUGAGCAUCAACCACGGCGUCGCAGUGCGAGGCAGGAUCAUGGCAAGCAUCCGAGAGGACAAGUAGUGGACACUUCAUCGAGCAGCAGCCAUCACGAGCAGAGCGGGGGAGAUCACCCCGUAGAUUCUGGUCGAAGGUCUCACAGUCACAGAGCCCCGAGGCCUAGGCACGGGGAGGAGAGUACAGCUCCUGCACCAUCACAGUGGAGCGAGCAGGAUUGGCAGCGCAUGCAGCAGAUGAUGCGCGAGAGUGAGGGCUGGAUAGCGAGGAAUGUGGAGGAGAGCCUCUUCACGAGGAUUAAGAAUUGGUUCGAGGAGAAGUUGGAUGCUAUGCGUUGCCGAUGCUCGCAUAGCACUGAUGUUCAUGUGCCCAGACCUGCUCCACGAUCUCACUCAGAGAGGAGACGCGAGCCCGAGCCCGAGCCCGAGUCCGAGCCGGCGCAGCGUACAUCCUCAAAGGCCCCAUCGCAUCACCGAUCCCCUGCACACGAGUCUCCUGCACGAGAGGUGGGAUAUACUACUGGUGAUGGCAUGCAUACCCCGCAGUGGCAGCAUGAUCCGUUUGGUGGCUCGACUACUUUUGGGGAUGUGCAGACUCCGCACAUGGGUGUCCACCAGUUGCCCACAUUCGGUGAGUCGAGUUCUUAUGGUGGGCCACACUACUCAUGGGCUGAGCAGGGCACUAGUUCAGCAUACCCGCUUGACCCGCCUCGUUCUUCGAUGCCGAUCCUUAGAGAUGCCGGAUAUUCUCAGGCAGAGAUGCACGAGAUGUGGAAGCAGUAUAGUGGGGGAGUUUCUGAGGCAGUAGCUGCUGUUCCCCUAAGUAUUCGUGCACCAGAGGUUCCACGUAGAAGCCACCGACAACGGAACCCGUCGGCUGCACUUCAAUCACCAUACGUGCACAGCGCCGUGCCAAAACCCGUCGAGCAACAGUAUGUUGACGGGUUUGAACGUAUGAUGGAAGCUAGCCGCCGUGGAUGCUACCAGACGGUGUUGGCGGCAGAGAGCGGGCACCCUCUCACAUAUAACUUUUGGACCGGGAUGCAAAACACGAGGACUGACCUCACGACCAAUGCUGUUGAUAUGUACAUGAUGACGAUGAGAUCGAGGUUGAUCGCGCAUGCUGACUUGAUCGCGCAUUCUAUUAAUAUAAUUUUUAUUUGCUACAACAAUAUUUGGAUGAUGAAUUCAAAGACUUGCUGGCAGCUGCGCGCGCUAUGUUCCCCUCGAAGGCAGAAGAACGGCUUGUGAGGUCUGACAUUACUUAUGCUUCGUGGGUACCGCACUCCAAGAAGAUGUAUCUGGUGUAUGGCCAGGGAAUCUCUUCGACUCAUAACGAUUGGAUGCAUGCCACAACGCUCAUUUUGCCUAUAUUUGUGCUGGGACGUUUCAUUACAUGCCGAGUGGAUUUGCUGAGGGGUCACUGCGAUAUCUUCGAUUCACAGUUGUUCAAGACCCUGGCGCAGAAGCGCCACGAUGUGAUCGUCGCUCUAUAUUCGCUGUAGUGCCUUUUGGGUAGACUGCUUGACGUGAGCAAGUGGUUCGAAAGGACACAGAUUGUCGAGAACCCGUUGGAAACCAUCUCCUGGCGAACAUUGACAAUCCGCUAUGCCGAGGAGAAUGAGCAGUUUCAGCAGCCAGAUCAAUGCAGCUCUGGUGUUUAUGCGUGCAUGUAUGUGGAGCGUCUGAUAUCAGGCUCGCUGAGCCUUGCGUGGGGCAAUGGUCACUCCGCCGACUAUAGGCGCAAGAUAGGCAGUAGCAUCUACGAGUUUUGCAUCCCCCCGGAGCAAUAGAUUAUGUAUUUCUACUUUUAAAUGAUAAUUAUGCACAUUGACGUUUUGAUUAGAUGUUGGAGUA
Molecule: messenger RNA, 3559 nt
Organism: Salvia miltiorrhiza (redroot sage)
Lineage: Eukaryota; Viridiplantae; Streptophyta; Magnoliopsida; Lamiales; Lamiaceae
Exons: 6
Coding region: 671-2953 (760 amino acids)
Source: RefSeq, a predicted model, not a curated record